This is a messenger RNA of Nelumbo nucifera (sacred lotus), 1843 nucleotides long. RefSeq names its product putative apyrase 1. The record is from RefSeq and is a predicted model, not a curated record. Lineage: Eukaryota; Viridiplantae; Streptophyta; Magnoliopsida; Proteales; Nelumbonaceae. Gene Ontology annotation, biological process: nucleoside diphosphate catabolic process. Gene Ontology annotation, cellular component: membrane. Gene Ontology annotation, molecular function: nucleoside diphosphate phosphatase activity.
GCGCAUGUACUCUGGGACUGGGGGGAUGAACUUAGGGAGAGAGAGAAAGAUUAGCUGUUCAGCGGCCCCGGACAGCAAUCUUUGUCUCUCUCGUACGACAUUUUCAUUCAAUCCUUCUCUCCCUUAUUUUAUCCGUUCACCGGAAGAGGAGAGGAGCUGGCCAAGUUUGCAGACUCACUGAUCCAUCCCCUCCCCGAUCCAGACCAAGUGGAGAAAAUGCUGAAGCGGUCGAUACAGCAAGGUUCCUUCUCCGACAGGCUGAGGGGCAUAACGCUUCUCGCCACUGUCUCGCUCCUUCUUAUCUCUUUCGUUCUCUUUCUCACGCCGCGAUCACCUUCCGACGGUCUCCUCUCCGUCGAAUCCGACCAUGUUCGUCUCGAGCGUAGGGGCUUGCUCGAGCUCCGGGAAUCCAGGAAUUAUGCGGUAAUAUUUGACGCCGGAAGCUCUGGUAGCAGAGUACACGUGUUUUGCUUCGACAAAACUCUGAAUCUCCUUCCCAUUGGAAACGUUCUCGAGCUCUUCGUACAGACAAAACCAGGUUUGAGUGCAUAUGCCAAUGCUCCCGAGAAGGCUGCAGAUUCUCUGCUAUCUCUUUUGCAGCAAGCAGAAAAUGUUGUUCCUAAAGAGUUGCGUAACAAGACACCAGUCAGAGUUGGGGCAACGGCAGGCCUGAGGGCAUUGGAAGGUGAUACUUCAGAUAGAAUUUUGCAAGCGGUCAGGGAUUUGCUUGUCAACAAAAGUUCCCUGAAGUCAAAACCAGAGUGGGUCACUGUUCUGGGUGGAACUCAGGAAGGUGCCUAUCAGUGGGCUACCAUAAACUAUCUACUAGGAAGAGUGGGAAAGAAAUACUCAAAUACAGUGGGAAUAGUUGAUCUUGGAGGUGGAUCUGUCCAAAUGGCAUAUGCAAUCUCAGAGAAGGCUGCUGAAAAGGCUCCAGCUGUAAAGAAUGGGGAGGAUUCAUAUGUGAARGAACUGUUUCUUAAAGGAACCAAAUAUUAUCUUUAUGUCCACAGUUACUUGAACUAUGGUUUAUUAGCAUCCCGAGCAGAGAUUCUGAAGGCUGUGGGAAGUUCUGAAAAUCCAUGCAUUUUGAAUGGCUAUCAUGGGUCUUACAUAUAUGGGGGUCAUGUAUAUGAAGUAUCAAGCUCUGCAUCUGGUUCCAACAUUAACGAGUGCAGAGGGGCUGCUUUUAAGGCUCUCAAAGUUAAUGAAUCAUGUACACACAUGAAGUGCACGUUUGGCGGAGUAUGGAAUGGUGGUGGUGGGGUUGGACAGAAAAAUUUAUUUGUUGCCUCAUUUUUCUUUGACAGGGCUGCUGAGGCUGGUUUUAUAGAUUCCAACAAGCCAGUUGCCAAAGUCCGCCCUGUGGAUUUUGAGGAGGCUGCAAAACGUGCUUGUGAAACUAAACUUGCAGAUGCUGAGUCUAUCUAUCCGCUUGUUGAGAAGGAUAACUUGCCUUAUCUAUGUAUGGACCUUGUCUAUCAGUUCACAUUGCUUGUAGAUGGGUUUGCUCUAGAUCCUUGGCAGGAGAUCACAUUAGUGAAGCAAGUGAAGUAUGGGGAUUCCCUGCUUGAAGCAGCUUGGCCAUUAGGCAGUGCCAUAGAAGUUGUAUCAUCGUCAACAUAACCGGAACCUUGCAUUAGUUUGGAAACUUUUGGUUCACAGAUUUCUUUCGCAUUGACGCGUACAAUUUCUCGGGAUGACUGGCGAUUCAUGUUUAAAAGCCUUUAGAGAUUGAGACUGUUUUAGUUCAUUUUUGGAUAAGCCUCUCCGUUGGCAGCAGAGAGAUUGGAUAAGCUUCUGUUUUCCUUCAUUUUAAGAGAUGAGUGUGUUCAUUGUCAAA